Messenger RNA from Chrysoperla carnea, 2436 nucleotides. RefSeq lists its product as uncharacterized. The transcript has 5 exons. Bases 233 to 1132 code for a protein of 299 amino acids. The record is from RefSeq and is a predicted model, not a curated record. Lineage: Eukaryota; Metazoa; Arthropoda; Insecta; Neuroptera; Chrysopidae.
AUCUUUCCUUAAGUUAGUUCUGUUUACCAAAGUAGAAGUUUUUACCAAAGGUCUAUAAAAACAAUUUAAAUUCCAAAACAAAAUAUUGACAUCAAAAUGUCAUUAUUAUCUAAACAAUUAGUUCAUUGUAAAUAGUGUAACUUUAAAAAAAAAUGAAAUCGUAAUUUUAUUUGAAGUUUAUUGCAAAAACCAUACUAUUUUAAAAAAAUAGUUGGUCUAAAACAUAUUCAGAAUGGCUGAGAAAUGUUGUGUACCGGGUUGUAAAACAAAAAAAAGUGAGAAAGUUACAUUUUUUCCAGUGCCUGUUAAUUCUAUAAUGCGAAAAGCAUGGGAAAAUCGUAUUUCUGGCAAAAAAUUAGCAGAUUCCGAUCAUGUUUGUGCUAAGCACUUCCUCAUGAAAGAUGUUUUUGUUAAACAGGGUGGUACACCAAAACUUAAAGUUACUGCUACUCCAAUUAUUCCAAAAGUUGAAAAUAAAGAAGAUGUAUCAACUUCAACAAAUCAUAGGAAAAUAAAAGUACGAAAAUUUGCACAAGAAAUUCCUACCCCUACAAUAGUAAAAAAAGAAAAGCCAAAAGAACAACAACAGUAUCCUUUAAUAGAUAUACAAAAACAAGAUGAUCAAUCGGUCACAAAAUCAAAAAAAUCCAAGAAAAAAAAGAAUCCAAAAAAAGGUUGCACAGUAGUUGAUCCAUUAGAUAUAAAGAAUGAACCCAAUCAAGAUUUGAUUAACCCUUUAAGUGGCUGUGUGGCUUACAAUGACUCAACUCAAAUAUUUUCUUACAGUGAUAUGGACACAAAUGACGUGAAACCAAAAGAUAGAUUAGCAAUAUUAGAAGCAGAAAAUUUACAAUUAAAAACAAAAUAUUCACAAUUAAUAAAUGAUUAUGUACAAAUGAAAACAGAAAAAAUUCAAUUGAAAGCUGAACUGGAUGCAGCACUGGCAGCGAAUCAAAAACUUAUUAUUGUGAAAAACAGUUUAGUGACCACAAUUCAAACACUUGGAAAAAUGUCCGAGCCAGUACGUCUGACCAAUGGACCAGUUUUACCGUCAACGUUACAAAUCGAUCCAUCUAGUAUACAACAUCAACAACACACUGCUGAAGUUUCCGACACAAUUAUUGGUUUCUAAAAUAAGCAUUUUAAAAAAAGUUUUUGAUGUUUCCACAGUGCAGUGUGUUUUUUGUGUUCUAUAUACUGCUUUAGUACAAAAACAAACACUAUAAUUUUUUAUUUUAUUUUUUUAUAUGAAAAAUAUUUUUCUCUCAAGUGUACAGCGUGUUUACUAAUAACUUAGAUUACAUCUUACAUUACACUCAUGUAAAAAAUAAUUAGGAAAUUUAGGAAUCUUAUUUCAGUUUUAUAAUUCAUAGACUUAAGAAGUAUUAUUAAAGCUGAUAGAUUAAUCUGUGGGACCACGUUUCGCUUUACCGAUUUUAAUCCAAAAAUUAGACAUUCAAAAAAUUAAGCUGCAGGCUGAAAAUUUACAAUUUUUCUGCAAAUUGAGUUCGAUAUUUUUUAAUAGAUUUGCGAGAAAAAUUUUUUUUGAAAGAACGAGAGGCUAAAUUCGAUUUUCUGACUGACAAAUAAAUUCCGAUUGAAUAAAAGAAACUAACGAAAAUGUAUGAAUUUUUGGAUAUUUAGUUUAAUUUUAAGGAUUUUGCGUCCUCGAGCAAAUUCACUAUUUUAGAAGGUACAAAUUAAACCAUAUUUUUAGUCAAGAACCAAAUUAAAGUUGUUAAUAAUUUGCAGGAAAUGCAAAUGUCAAAGGUAUUGGCUAAUUGAUUGUAUUCUAUAUUGCCACUAAACUUUCUUAAUCACAUAUAAGAAAUCUUAAUCACAUAUAAGUUCAGUGGAUAAUCUAUCAACAUUAGCCUAUCGCACAUCGCGUAUGCUGUCAAUUCACCAUUAACGGCAACUUGUGUAUAUUUAGCUAAUAAGGACGCUUAUGAGGAUUAGAAAGCAAAUUGGCGCGACCGCUGAUUGUUAAACGAAAUAUAUUAUUGUGAUAUUCAUAUGAUAUUCAAAAAAUUUAAUUAUUAGCUUUUUACUUUAACGGUCGACAUUUUACUCACAAGUGCAUUUAUUGGCAUAAUCACAAUCAAUGAAUGAAUUCUUAUGUAUAUGAAAAGCUUGGGAUUUAGCUGGUUUGAAUCGAAUGAGUUGAUUUUUAUCAAAUAUUUAAUACCUGAGGUUUGCUGUUUAGGAUGAAUAGAUUUUCUUCAUUCACAAUAUAAUUUGUCAUUAACACUGAGAAGUACUUUUUCAUUAAAAUUAUCAACAAAGUCGGUUUUCUUGGAUUUCCUCACUUUGAUUCUUAAUUAUGCAUUCAAUUUUUUCGAAUAUCGCACUGUCGCAUAUAAAACAAAACAUAAUCGUGCCUCACUCAAUAUCGUUCAUAUAAGUCUGAUCAUAUCUCACAAAUAGUUACUUCUA